CAUGUCUUGCUGUGCAUUUUCUCUGUACCUACAUGUCUGUUCCUGCCAGGAAAGACCAGGUAAGCGGUGAACACAAUUCCAUAUCUGCCCAGCUGAUAACAAGGAAAAGGUUAUCUCUGAUUAGUGUACAUCUCCAAGUUCUCCUCCACCAAGAAAGGUCUCUAUCCCCUCCUGCUGUUAAUUGGGGAGAUAGCCGGAAAGAUGCUUAUAUCCACCUGAAGAUAUAAAAGGGACUCAGCUACACUGAGAAGCUGGCAAAAGGCAGUUGUGCUGUCACAGGAAACCCAAUUCCCAUCUUGCAGAGCUCUCAGCCAUGCCCAAGUUUCUCCUGGCUCUGGUGCUUGGAGUGUUGCUCUCAGAGAAAUGGCUGGUGAGUGAAGCCAGGACACCCACCUAUGGUGUCAAGCUGUGUGGCAGGGAGUUCAUCCGUGCUGUCAUCUUCACUUGUGGAGGAUCCCGCUGGCGACGAGCAGAAAAUGCUGCUAUCCAACCAUUGCUCACCUUCUUCCCUUCUUCAGAAAAGAUGCUCGAAAUAUUGAGACUCAAGCUCUGUUUGAAAAAGGAAAUCUUAGUGCUCUCCUUGGGGGAGAUCCUGCAGAAGCAUUUGAUGCAACAUCAUUAUCCAAUGAAUGGAAUCCAGUCCAUUCCUCCCAACAGGAUCCCUCUGACAAUUAUGGGAGUUGGCAAGGUCGGCAGAGCUAUGCCCUCUCCAAAGAGCCCUGGCCUUUGGAUCGCGGAGCCCGAGAUGUUAUGGAAAGCCUGAGCAAUGCCUGUUGCAAGUGGGGCUGCAGCAAGCGUGAGAUCAGUUCUUUAUGUUAGGUGGCGGUUUUCAUUUACCGCAUGUGUUCCUUGAUUAAAAAAAUAAAAUAAAACAAGGAAGUAUACAAUAGAAUUUGUGAGCUUGAAGAUUUAUUAACCAGCAUGCAUGCAAAUGCAACAUGAGUUCAUCCAUGAAACAUCCAUGCCUUUCUUCAAAGUAGACACUGAUUGUCAAAGAGGCCUAUGGAUCCCACUUACAUGGUUAUACUUACUUUUAAAGUGCUCUGCAGGUCUCACAUGAAAGUCUUG
This is a messenger RNA of Ahaetulla prasina, 1068 nucleotides long. RefSeq names its product relaxin 3 (gene RLN3). The record is from RefSeq and is a predicted model, not a curated record. The transcript is spliced from 3 exons. Gene Ontology annotation, molecular function: hormone activity. The coding region runs from base 314 to 763 and encodes 149 amino acids. Lineage: Eukaryota; Metazoa; Chordata; Lepidosauria; Squamata; Colubridae. Gene Ontology annotation, cellular component: extracellular region.